Molecule: messenger RNA, 642 nt
Organism: Vicia villosa (hairy vetch)
Lineage: Eukaryota; Viridiplantae; Streptophyta; Magnoliopsida; Fabales; Fabaceae
Exons: 3
Coding region: 1-642 (213 amino acids)
Source: RefSeq, a predicted model, not a curated record
AUGCGUAGGUUUGUGGAAUUGGUGAAUAGUUGUCGGAUUUAUGAAGAGGACAAUAUUGCUCAUUCAACUCAUUACAAGAAUCUGAACGAGAAAAGAGGAAAACAAUAUCAUUAUCGUAAGAAGCCUUACGAUGAUCCCGCUGAUAAAGGGAAGCAGAAAGUCGCUGAUGGGAAAAAGACAAGUGGGGGAGGGGCUUAUGUUAAUGUCAGAUGUUAUAGCAUCCAGUUCCAGAAGCCAAAGAAGGAUGCUAGUGCUGCUAAGACUAGUGGUAGAGUGUUUCAUUUAAAUGGAACAAAGGAUUCCAAAAAGGACAAUUUGAUUCAAGGAUUUAGUUUUUCAUAUAUGAAUGGUAGUAUGGUAAUAGAUACUCCUGCUAGUGGUUAUGUUACUACUACUUUUGUUUGUAAUGGAUGUCUUUUGACUAUCUUUGAUAAGCGUUUUGUGAUGGAUUUGGCGUGUCUACCCUUGCACCAAAUCGAUGUGAUUCUGGCUAUGAACUUGUUGGAGUUCAACUAUGUUCAUAUUUAUUUUUAUAAUAAGACGUUGAGGUUCCCCAAGUACGUUGAUAAUGGAGAACUGAUGUUGUUAACUGCUAAGCAAGUGAGUGAAUGCAUUAGAGAUGUGUUGUACCCCAAUUUUUGA